Molecule: messenger RNA, 3462 nt
Organism: Radiomyces spectabilis
Lineage: Eukaryota; Fungi; Mucoromycota; Mucoromycetes; Mucorales; Radiomycetaceae
Exons: 20
Coding region: 349-3354 (1001 amino acids)
Biological process (GO): error-free translesion synthesis; error-prone translesion synthesis
Cellular component (GO): nucleus
Molecular function (GO): deoxycytidyl transferase activity; DNA-directed DNA polymerase activity; damaged DNA binding
Source: RefSeq, a predicted model, not a curated record
GACUUACCAAAUGCGAACUGGACGUUGAGGAUGUUCUCUUUGACGUUUAAUGAUGAGGGUGGAGAAGGCGGCAGUGGCUAAACAGAGUUGAAUAAAGAUAGCAAAGCCGUCCAUCAGCUUGCACCCUGCUUCGGGUUCAUCGUCGAUAGGUUCUCUUGGAUAAAUCAUGGCUUGCAUUUAGUGCUUCGCCAUGGAAGAGCUGAAUGUACCGGUACAAAAAAAAAAAGAAGGUGGUCCGUGACGGGACAUUUUUCCGACCCAUCGUUUUUUUUGAUCGCUCCGCCUCCGCUCACCUUCCUUUUCGAGCAUUGACCCUUUCUUCCCUUUUUCGUGCUGCGGUCGUUGGCCAUGGCGGAUCAAGAUCCCUAUGGUGCCAUCAAGUUUGGUGAAUUCCGCAAAUACAUGCAAAAUAAAAAAGCCAAACUGAAAGAACAAGAAAAGGCAGUGCAUGAACCGUCGGCUGAGCCGUGUGUUCCUAUAUUUGAAGGUUGCUCAAUUCACAUUAAUGGCUACACUAUACCCUCUCGCACAGAAUUGCGUCGCUUGAUCAUUCAGCACGGUGGCGAUUUCCAACAUUACUUGAAAAAGCAGCAAGUGACACAUAUCGUUGCUUCUACUUUGACCAAUGCAAAGAUUAAUGAGCUAAGGGCGUACAAGGUUGUGAAACCUCAAUGGAUCGUCGAUUCAGUGAAUGCUAAGCAAUUGUUACCAUGGUCAUCCUAUCGGGUCAUUGCCAAUGAAUCGGCACAAAAAGAACUCCCCUUUGCUGCAGCUGCCUCGGAAUCCUCCAAAGCACCUCCAUCGCCGCCAUCGCCUUUAGACAAUGUCAAAGAUACGAAUGCGCUAAAAGAGCAGAAUCGAUUUUCACCCAAAGGCGAAGAAUUGAAUGCUGCGUUACUGUCCAACCAAUGGAAUCGACAAACGAGCACCGUCAAUCCCGAUUUCAUCAAAAAAUAUUACCAAUCAUCGCGUUUGCAUCAUUUAUCCACAUGGAAAGCCGAGCUCAAAGAGAUUGUACGCAACAUGGAACAAAAGUUUCCGGCUGGAUCGGAUCCCAACGGCAGUCGCAAACGGAAACGUGUUGAUGGACUGCGGGUUGUUAUGCAUGUCGAUUUUGAUUGCUUUUUUGCUUCCGUCGGCAUAAAAGAUCGUCCCCAUCUCAAAGAUAAACCAGUUGCUGUAUCGCAUGGGAAAGGCCUCAAAGAUACGUCAUCCAGUGAUAUAGCAUCUUGUAAUUAUAUCGCUCGUUCGUUUGGGGUUCAUAAUGGCAUGCACAUUGGUACGGCGAAAAAGCUGUGUCCCGAUUUACAAGUCAUUCCAUAUGAAUUUGACAAAUACAAGGCCAUUUCGGAGAUCUUUUACGAAAUACUUUUCCAAUAUGCUGACGAGAUCCAAGCAGUCAGUGUGGAUGAAGCAUUAAUGGAAGUGGCAUCUUAUGUUACGGAACCCAACACCGGACAAGAAGAAGCCCUCGCCACUCAAAUCAGAGAUGACAUUCGCAAAAGGACAGGCUGCGAAGCGAGUAUCGGCAUUGGACCCAAUAUUUUGUUUGCAAAAUUAGCAACAAAGAAAGCCAAACCGUGCGGUCAGUUUUACUGCAGAAAGGAGGAAGCAGAGAGCAUCAUCAAGGAUCAUGACGUAUCUGCUUUACCAGGUGUCGGCUAUGUCUUGCGCUCAAAAUUGAAUGAUAUGGGUAUAAGAACGAUCGGUGAUCUUUCGAAAGCCAACUUGUCGGAACUCUCCACCAAGUUCGGUACCAAAACAGGCCGCAUGUUGCAUGAUUAUUCUCGAGGCAUUGAUGAUCGGCCAUUGAUCACCAACCAGCCCCGCCAGUCCGUCAGCGCCGAAGUAAAUUGGGGUGUGCGAUUUGAGACGGAUCAGCAAGCAAAGAGCUUUUUAAUUGGUCUUUCUGAGGAAGUGAGCAAUCGACUGAGAAAUAUCGAUCGUCGAGGAAAAAGCAUAACGCUCAAGUUAUUACGUCGGCGAGCGGAUGCAGGCGAGGCGGAGAAAUACCUUGGCUGUGGCGAAUGCGACAGCUAUUCAAAAUCCAUUACACUGGAUAACUAUACCGACGAUGCUUCUAUUAUCAACAAGCAUGCAUACCAAUUACUGCGAUCAUUAAAUAUACCCACUGCCGAUAUCCGUGGUGUCGGCAUCCAAAUCCAGAAACUAGAUCAAAGCGAGACCCAUCGACCUUCAGCAAGUCAAGCUACUCUCGAAUUUACUGCUCGUCCACAACAAAGUGGCUCGCCUGAAAGAGAGCCACAGACGCCCACCACAACCGAAACUGAAAAGUUACCAAUGAAAGUCGAUCAGCAAGUGUUUACAGAGUUACCGACUGAUAUACAAAGCCAUUUAUCCAAAAACUAUGAUUUGCAGUUUAUCCAAGAACAACAACAGACGACCCAGCAGCUUGAAGCAUUGCCUGAUAUUGGAAAUUCACCAUUGUCAAAAGAGGCGGCGGAAUCGGAAAGUCAUGUCAAUGAUCAUCAUGCACCGCCAAGUUCAUUGUUGUCAUCUUUAGCCGGCCUCCCUCCGUGGUCCCAGUUGGAUCCAACGUCUCUGUUAGCGCUUCCUAAUACGAUGCAAAAGCAAGUGUUGGAAGCGUACAGCAAAGUGGACAAGAAGCCGAAAUCAAGAGGAACCUCGAGGCUUAUAUCGGCGUCGCCAGAAUCCCCUAGACGCUCACGGCCAACGUCCGUGGCAACAACCUCUACUGUUCUCGGAAGUCCCCGAAAUCGGUCUAAACGCGGCACGGUCACCGAGAAAAAGGCGGGAAUCACACUGACGCAAAUGUUCCCGCCCAGUCCCAAUCGACGCUAUCCUCGUGAUGACAUAAAAGACAGCCCCACUGACAAAAAUGAUCACGCGGACGAGGUUCCGUGGGAUCUUGAUAUCUGGAACGAACUUCCGACAGAAAUCCGGAGAGAAUUGCUGGCAGAUCGUCGCUUGGAAAAGGAACGGAAAAAGCAGGAUCAAGUGAACCAACAAUUUCGGCAAGCCCGUCAUAACAAGCUUUUGAACAAUGCGGCGCCAGUAUUGGAUAUUCCUCAACGCCGGGAACCGAUACUAAUGGGAAAAAGUCGUCUGGAAGAUAUUCGCGAAUUGCUACGGCAAUGGAUGGAUUCGUUCCCCGAAGCGCCGGAACCGGAAGAUGUGGAAACAGUGACGAAAUACAUCCAAGAAUUGGUGCAAGAAAAAGAUAUUGAGAAAGCCCAGUUGGUCAUUAUGUAUCUAGACUACUUGGUGAAACAACGGCAACUUGGGAAAGCGUGGCAGGACCAUGCUCAGCACAUCCAUCAAUGUGCAUCGAUGACAGCCCGAGAUAUCUUUCAGUGUUCAAUGCGAUUUUGAAUCAUCUGUGGGUUUCUUUAUUUGUUUAUGUAGAGAUUUAAGGUUUCAUUUUGUUGUUGCAGGAUAAAGGAGGGAAGAAGAAACAAGAAGAAAGAAAAAUACGCAUGA